AAAACCACAAUAAAACAAAUAAAAUAAAAACCCUACCCUCACAAAAAUAAACACACACGUGACCACACUGAAUCGGGAACAACAUCCGCAUUCCUCCGUACCCUUCAUAACCAUAGCAGAGCCAUCCAAAGCAUCACUACCACGACAAAGAAACCACCAAAUCCAGGUAUAUAGCAUCAAAAGACGUUCAAAUAAGCUUAUAAUUAAAGCCCAGCCCUCCCCGAACGCCUACAGCAAGCCAUCCUCCAAACGGAGCGCACAGCGAGCAGGUUCCAGGCCCACUCUUGCCAUUAGGCAGCCAGAUAUUUUCCCUCUACUAUCCUACUACUGGGUACAUCACAGCGGGAAGGCUUGAAAAAGCAAGCGCCAAGAUAAUUCUCGAACUUCAGAUCAGCUGUUCGCCCGCGCCGCCGGGUGGCGACUGCUUUGGGGGGGAAUCAUCUAUCAUUCGUUCGGUGGGCUGUGGACGGGAGGGUCGGUGGUGGACGUCGUGGUGGGAUUGCCCUCGUGGGUACCGGUGUAGUACUUCAUCUUAUGGGAUGAUCUCGGUGUGCUGAGAUGUACCUCCCUGUAGAAGGGAGCUGUGUAGUAGUCUCUGCUGGAUUCGGUAGGGCAGUGUGGAUUCAGGGUCCUUCCUACUACUCCGAUGGGCUGGGUCCUAGUACUACUUUACUACUCACUCCGAGUCAUCUUUGUUUUGUUCCGAUGGUUGAUCCUAUUCGUGCGUGCUUUGAUCCUGCCUGAUGAUUAGUUAAGUGGUUCUUCGUUUUCUUUGUCUUAUCUAAGCUCUUGC
Molecule: messenger RNA, 793 nt
Organism: Aspergillus welwitschiae
Lineage: Eukaryota; Fungi; Ascomycota; Eurotiomycetes; Eurotiales; Aspergillaceae
Exons: 1
Coding region: 559-744 (61 amino acids)
Source: RefSeq, a predicted model, not a curated record